This is a messenger RNA of Carya illinoinensis, 7400 nucleotides long. Its product is annotated as pentatricopeptide repeat-containing protein At5g62370. The record is from RefSeq and is a predicted model, not a curated record. Lineage: Eukaryota; Viridiplantae; Streptophyta; Magnoliopsida; Fagales; Juglandaceae. Bases 504 to 3515 code for a protein of 1003 amino acids. The transcript has 7 exons. Gene Ontology annotation, molecular function: protein binding.
AUCCCUAUUCGGUAAACCGGUUGGCCCCGUUGGGGGAAGGGUUUUAGGAAUAGGGCAUUGGCGCCCUGCCGUUGUUCAAUGCCACCAAGUGUGGCAAAAGUGCAAAACUCCCCAUGUAACAUAUUCACCGCUUCUUCUUCAAUUUCUUCUGAUGACACGCUGCGAUUUCUGCUUCAUUUUUGCCAUCUAGCUCGGUGCAUAUCUCCGAUAUCAAACUGGGUCCGUUUUCAUUUUCGCUUUGCUCCUCCGUCUAUGACUUGUCUUUUGGUAGUCUUUCUAAUGAUUUUUGGCCUUUCUCGAUUCAGAGUCACUGAAAACUCUCCGUAUAGGCACUUGGGUUGGCCUAUUUGUGCUUUAUUUUCACCACCUAUACGUGUUCUUUUCUAAGAUUUUUGGUAUUUAUCGCUUCUGGGUCUCUGGAAAGUUCCCACCAUUGGCCCUUGGGUCGGUCACAAAGUACUGAAUUUUCGUCUUUGCAGCCCUUCGCCCCUUUGUAGUCAUAUAUGCGAUGCUUUCCAAUGAUUAAGAGAAGGCCUGGUGCUUAUUGUUAUUACUAUUUCUUCAGAACCAGAAGAACAAUUACGACUUCUACUCUACCACUAGAUGUACAAAAUGAUUCCAUUGCAUCUGUUAGAUAUGACCACAAAGCUCUCUGCCUCACUUCAGUGGAUCAACUCAUCCAACGCGGCUCGUUAUCCUUGGCACAGAAACUUGUUCAGCGAAUAAUUGCACGUUCUUUGUCGUUUUCAGAUGCUGUUUUAGUUGUUCAUUACGCUGCUGUAAGGGGCUUGAAGAUUGAUUUAGGUAGUUACGGUGCACUCAUUAGGAAGCUGAUGAGCUUGGGUCAGCCACAGCUAGCUGAGGUGCUUUUCCGUGGUAGCAUUGUUGGCAGAGGUAUUGAUCCUGACUUUUCAAUUUUGAAUUCGAUGGUGAUUUGUUUUUGUAAGUUGGGGAAAAUAGAGGAGGCAAGAGCUCAAUUUGAAAGGUUGCUUGCCAUGGGCCUUGUUCCUUGCAAAUCUGCUUCUAAUGCGUUGCUUCGAGAGUUUUGUGCCCAAGAUAGAAUUUUAGAAGCAUUUGAUUAUAUAGUUAGAAUUAAUGAGGCUGGAGUUAUUCCGGGUUUUUGGUGUUUUAAUAAGUUGAUUGAUGGGCUAUGCUGCAAAGGGUAUAUGGACGAAGCUCUUGAAUUGUUUGAUAUAAUGCGUGGCAAAUGUGGGUGUCCGCCUACAGUCCAUCUGUACAAAUCGUUGUUUUAUGGUCUUUGUAAGAGAGGGCUUGUUGUGGAGGCAGAGACACUAUUAAGUGAAAUGGAGUCUCAGGGUCUUUAUAUAGACAGGACAAUGUAUACUUGUUUAAUUUAUCAAUAUUGUAAGGAUAAGAAAAUGAAAAUGGCAAUGCGGAUUUUGUUGAGAAUGCUGAAGACAGGUUGUGAUCCAGAUAAUUACACAUGUAAUACACUGAUUCAUGGGUUUGUGAAAUUGGGUUUGUUUGAUAAGGGGUGGGUCGUUUACAACCAGAUGGCAGAGUGGGGAAUGCAACCUGAUGCGGUAACUAAUCACAUUUUGAUCAGUCAGUACUGCAGGGAACAGAAGACUGAUUGUGCUUUGAUGCUUUUGAACAACCUGGUUAGUUGCAACAUGGCUCCCAGUGUUCACUGUUACACAGUUUUGAUGGCUGCACUGUACAAGGAGAAUAGGCUAAUGGAAAUUGAUGAGUUGCUCAAAAGCAUGCUGGGCAAUGGGGUCAUCCCUGAUCACGUUCUAUUUUUUGUUCUUAAGAAGAUUUAUCCGAAGGGACACGAGCUUCAGCUGGCUUAUAUGAUUCUGCAGGCAAUUGCCAAGAAUGGGUGUGGGUUCGACCCUUCUAUGUUCUCAUCCUCUGCCAGUCUGGGUACUCCUAGAGAUUUGGAGCAAGAAAUUGAGAUCCUGCUUGAGGGAAUUGUGAGAAGUAACUUGAAUCUAGGUAAUGUAGCAUUUGGUGUUUUUAUCAGUGCUUUGUGUGAACAAGGAAAGAUUGAUGAUGCUUUGCUUUACAUGGAUAAAAUGGUGAGAGUUGGAUGCAUGCCUCUACCCUUUACUUACAACACUUUGAUCAAGUGUCUUUGCCAAGAGGGGCUUUAUGAGGAUGCGAAGUCCCUAAUUGAAAUUAUGCAAGAUCGGGGGGUGGUUGCUGAUCAAGCAACUUAUUUGAUAAUAGUAAAUGAACGUUGCAAACGGGGUGAUCUGGUGUCUGCCUUUGAUAUUCUUGAGCAAAUGGAUGAGAGGGGAUUGAGACAUAGCGUUGCUAUAUAUGACACUAUUAUUGCUGGUCUAAGUAGACAGAAAAGAAUUUUUGAAGCAGAGGAAAUGUUUAAGAGGAUGCUCGAGUCUGGUGUGGAUCCUGACGAGAUUGUUUAUAUGACAAUGAUUAAUGGCUACUCCAAGAAUGGUAGAGCCAUUGAAGCCCGCCAGUUGUUUGAUAAAAUGAUAGAGAAUUCCAUUCGGCCCAGUUCUUAUUCAUACACUGCACUUAUAAGUGGAUUGGUGAAGAGAAACAUGAUUCAUAAGGGAUGCAUGUACCUUGAUAGAAUGUUGAGAGAUGGUCUUGAGCCCAAUAUUGUGCUGUAUACCUCGCUUAUUAAUCAUUUUUUGAAGAAAGGAGAGUUUGAAUUCGCCUUUAGGUUAGUUCAUCUGAUGGAACGAAACCAGUUUGAAAGUGACCUCAUUAUGUAUAUCUCACUGAUCAGUGGCAUUAGCAGAAACAUCAUUGGUAUUAACAACUGGUCCAUUUUGAGCAAAAGGUCAGAAAGGGAGAGAGAAAUGUUGUUUCAUUUGCUCAAUCAGGGAACUGUUAUGCAUAGUGAAAACAUUUUGAGAGUUUCCGCUAAUUCUCUUGAGGAAAUGAAAUGCUUUGCAGUGAGGCUGAUUGAGAAGAUUAAAGACAAUAGCUUUAUGCCAAACUUAUACCUAUACAAUGGUAUAAUCUCUGGAUUUUGCAGGGCAGAGCGGAUGCAGGAUGCCUAUGAUCAUUUUGAAAUGAUGCAAAGAGAGGGUGUACGUCCCAAUCAGGUUUCUUAUACCAUUCUCAUCGAUGGACAUAUCCAAUCUGGUGAUAUUAACAGUGCAACAGGAUUGUUCAACAAGAUGAAUGUAGAUGGUUUUGCUCCAGACAGAGUUGCAUACAACACUUUACUGAGAGGCCUUUGCAAGGCUGGGAGACUGCUUGAUGCCUUGUCACUCUCAUAUACUAUGCGCAAGAGGGGGGUUCUCCCGAAUCGAGUUUCUUAUGAUUAUUUACUCAGAUGUUUUUGUGCAAAUGAUCUGAGAGUAUAUGCCAUCAAGAUAUUUGAAGAAAUGGUUGCUCAAAAUUAUAUACCCUGCCAGUUUAAUCGCAAAUGGUUGCUUUGCAUAUUGUGCGAGAAUAAUAAAUUGCACAAAGCUAGUGUGGUAACUGAUAGAGGCUUCAAAGACGGAAAUCUCCAGAAAUGUGACAAGGAAGCCUCUUUGGAAACAUGCAUAAGGGAGGAGAAGUCAAUUUAGUUUCCGAGUACAUGGAAAAAUAUAGUUUCUGAUUCAGUUCAACACAUUCAAAGGAAUGGUUGAAAUUCAUGCACUUCCUUCUAGUGACAAUGAGUCGUUUGCUGACUAGAAUCAGAUUCAGGAGCUUGUCGCGGUGCUACAAGAUUCUCUUACUAUAUCAAACCAACAUCCGAGAAGAAGUAGUUUGGUCAAGACUGUGGAUGUCUCAUAGGGUUCACAACAUUACCGUCAUGGUGGAGGUCAUUGCUGACUCCAUUGGUCAGACUGAUCGGAAUCUGUGCAACUAGUUUCUUUCUACUAAAUCAAACCAACAUAUGAAAAGAGGUUGUUGGCCAACACUCUGGAGGAAAACACUUAGUGAGUACUCCUUCCGUCGUGGAUCGAUUCCAUUGAGCUCAGCACUGGUACAAGGUCUGCUGCUGCAGCCACGACUCUGUAAAUUAUGGAUUGAAAUCAGCUAGAGUCAGUCCUACCUUGGGCUGUGAGCCUAUGACCGUGUUGAUCUGUCGCCCCACUCAUGGGUUUACUUGCGUAAAUCAUGCAGUUUUUUUUUUUUUGGCUUGCUGAGUUAGACAUAAAAAUCAGAGAAAGGUCAGACUUCAGAGGCCUUUGGCUUGACGGAACUUCCGCUUUCUUACUGGAUGAUGUGGGACUUGAUUUACAGGUGGGAUUUCCCUACAAACCUCAAUUAACUAGGAAAAAUAAUGAGAAAAAAACCCUUUGUUCUUUCUCUUCAUGUGCAUCCGAGUGUGCACAUACGCUGCCCCCUGGAUGAAAUUCCAAGAGCAGGCCCUAGAUUUUUAAGGUACAUAGGCCUUGCGUCAAGCAUAGCCCUCAAUCUCGUCCAUGCUCUUCGGUUUUGACAGACUAGGAAUGAUAUAGAGUUGAUGAAGGAUUUUGGAAUGGAUGCUUACAGAUUCUCAAAAUCAUGGCUCAGACUAGGAAUAAUAGUGAUAAUGAAAAAUCUGAAAAAUCUACCAAAGAAAACUUAAUUGCCCUGCUGCUGUGCACUUUCCUUUGACUUUUAUGUAUGUGUAUAUAUAUAUCUAAUCUGAAGAACCUGAAAAACCUGAAGAGCCAUAUAUAUAUAUAUAUGAGUUUUGCUACUUAUAGUCAUUUUUGUGUACUCCUUGCGUACUCUAUUAAUUUGAUUUGUCAAAGCCGUUAUUUUAUAUUUAAAGAAAAUGAUGCAGUCAAUCACAUUAGUGGAGUGCUUAAGGAGUACGCAAAAGUGACUGUAUAUAGAGCUUUUGUAUAUGUAUAUAUAUAUAGGCAACUUGUAAGUCUUGGAACUUUGUUAUUUUGUUUUUUUAUUAAUUCCCAGGCUUGCUGCUGCACUACUUGUGCAUGGGCCGGUAAUGACCCAUGUGCAGCCCUUAGUGACGUGAUUCUAUUCAUGUUGUGUGUACAUUUAAAUAAAUAUUAGUAUAAAUUAAUUAAAUUAUAAAUUAUUCUGCUGUGUUUGGUGGUUUUUAUUACUCAAUAAUAGAUGGAAGAAGAUAUAUUGAAUUGUAAUGUUGGUAUAACACAGAGGGGUAGCGGUAACUCUUUUUCUAUUCCAGUGGAUGUAGAGGAGCAUGAUAGCCUUACAACCCCUUCAUCCAUAUAUACACAACACCAUACCCAGUCCAUCCCACCUUUACCCAAGAAACCCAAAAAAAACCCCUAGCAAUCAAUCUGUGGUAUGUGAAUGACACUUCAUCCAUGAUGCAUCACCUCCAUAAUGCAUGUGACAGCUCUCCUCUUAGAAUUAAAGGAACUGAAAAAAGUCAAAACCUUUAGUGUUAGGAGGGAUGUGAAGGGAAGAGCGUGUAGUCCACAAGAACUUGUGAAGUAUGAUGCAGAAAAACUUAGUAUGUCAACCGCUAAGUUUUUUAUCAGGUGUGGCCUUUUAGGCUUGUGGAGGACAAUCGGUUUAUUGAGUUUGUGGCUGAUUUGGAGUGCAAAUUUACAUUGUCAUCCUGAACUACUUUACAAAGGGAUUGUGUUAAGCUGUAUAAUGAAGAGAAGAUACAAUUAAAAAAGUUGUUUGAUGGUCAAAGAAUUUGUCUUACUACCGAUACUUGGAUAUCAGUGCAAAAUAUGAAGUACAUCUGCAUUAUCGCACAUUUUAUUGAUUGCAAUUAGAGAUUGUAUAAGAAAAUAUUCAAGUUUUGUCAAAACUUCUGACUAUAUGGGCGAAACUAUUGGGAGGGUGCUAGACUUGGGAUUGUAUGAAUGGGUUAUUGAUAAGAUUUUGACCAUCAUAGUUGAUAAUGCCUCCUCUAAUAAUGUUGUCAUUGAUUACAUGAGGAGAAGAAUAAAAGACAAUAAUUGUACUAUAUUGGGUGGUGAAUUUCUUCAAAUGCGGUGGUUGCCCAUAUAUUGAAUUUGAUUGUUCAUGAUGACUUGAAAGAUGUUUAUGAAUUUGUAACAAUACAUGUGAUAUCUUCACCGCCAAGAUUUGCUAAGUUCAAAACUUGUGUGGCAAAGGAAAAGAUUAGUGAGAGAAUGAUUUGCUUGGAUGUUCCUACUAGAUGGAACUCCAUAUUUGAUGUUGAAUACUGCUGAAAAACACAAACAAGUCUUUGAAUGAUAUGUGUAUGUGGAUGAUCAAUUCGUGAACCCUGCUAGUGAUGAUUGGAAAAAUGCACGGAUUUUAGUAGAGUUGUUGAAUUUUUUUUUUUGAUAUUACAGUGAACAUUUCUGAUUCUUUGUAUGUGAUGACUAAUAUAUAUUUUCAAGAAUUCUACAUGAUUGAAUAUGCAUUAAAUGAUAUGUGCAUGAGUAAUGAUAUUGUCACUAGUACCAUGAGCAUAAAUAUGAAAAGUAUGACAAGUAUUGGUGUCGCAUAUAUAGGUUCAACUUGAUGAUAUAUGUUGCUUUUGUGCUUGAUCCACACUACAAAAUGAUGGCAAUGAAGUUUUGCUUGAAAAAGUGCAAAGGAGAUAAGUUGGCGGAUAGGAUAGAAGCCAAGGUUAAACUCCUUUUAAGCCGCUUGAUUGAGUAGUAAAAUACGUUUCGUGUGACUAGUGGGGGGAGUUCUAAUGUGGCUCAAGGGAGGCCAAGCACUAUUUUUACAAAUAUUGGUAAUGAGCCAGCAUCGCCUUCAAGUAAAUUUGAUAUCAUAUUCGCCAAUUACCUUGAGGAGCAGGAUGUUAUGGAGUUUAGAUUGGAGCUAGAGAGGUAUUUGUCUGAGGGGUGUGUAAAAAACUCACCCCAAUUUUGACAUUUUAAAUUGGUGGAGGGUUAAUACAGCCAAUUAUCUUGUUAUUGUUGAGGUAGCACGUGAUGUGUUAGCCACUCUCAUUUCCAUUGUCGCCUCAGAGUCUAUGUUUAGUAUUGGAGGACGCAUCUUGGAUCCUUUUAGGAGUUCAUUAUCUCCAGAGACUGUUGAAGCCCUCAUUUGCACCCAAAAUUAGUUAAGUACCAAACCAGUUGACAUUUGAGAGUUGGAAGAAUACGUACAAUCAAUUGACCUAGAAGAUGAUCAUCCAGCUCCAUCUUCAACCAAGCCUUGAGUAUCCAACCCAAUUACACAAAAGCACUUCUUCUAAGGGUUGCCUCGAACAAGAAGGAGAAAUAGAUUAUGUAGGGUGUGCUGAAUAGAGUCCUUCCUGUUGAUAUUCGAGUUUUGGUAAGUACUGCAAAAAUCAAGGGGCUGUUUGAAGGCCAUCCUAGCUGAUGAGAGGAAUCAGCCAUGUCAUCUUCAGGUUUAGUUGUUUGAGCAGGGAGUAUAAAUAUAUCUUUUGGCGGGAGAACCUGAAUUUGUUGGCUAUGGAGGAGGCAGAAAAAAGGUUUUUUGGGGAACACAACUUCAGUAGUUUUUGUAAAACGGAUGCAGUAAAUGUGCACAACUGUUAAGUGGCAUAUCACGCUGUUCGAAAUUUGUCCUUCUGAUGUGAG